GAAGUUUUGAACUGGCUGUGGCGGACAUCCAAAACUUGCCCCAACUUGUCCGUAGAAACGCUUAAUAUCUGUUCUGUCGCUUUGGUUUUAAUACUAUGAGACACAUUUUCACCUGUUUGAGCACCUGAGCAGUUACCCGGGGUGAAGCUCCCUCCAGUCCCUUCGGUCCGAGCAGAUGUCCGGCUUCGCCCUGGAGCCGGUGGGCGGCGGGGCUCCGAUCCAGCUGCCGCCGGGAGAGACGGUGCUGGGCCGGGGUCCUUUCCUGGGAGUCAGUGAUCGGAGAGUUUCCAGAAACCACGGUCUGCUGGAGAACCAGGACAGCCAGCUGAGACUCAGACCGACCCACUUUAACCCGUGUUUUGUGCAGUCGUCUCUGACCGACAGCCCUCGAGCACUGCAGAAAGGUUCCUGGCACCCUCUACAUCAUGGAGACUUUUUCUCUCUGCUGCCUGGUCAGUUCAUCUACAAGGUGGUGGCCGUGGGCGGAGAAGAGGAAGAGCAUACUCCCAGAAACAGUCAGAUGUUUGAAGAAGAAGGUCCAGUUUCACCUCAGCCUGAUGAAGAGCCACCUCCUCCUCCUCCUCCUCCUCAUGAUGAAAAACAGCAAAGAGAACAGACUCCCCUUCAAGAGGAAGAUGAAGCAAAGGACCCAUUAAACCAGAAGGAAGCUGAAAAACCAUCAACAAGUGUGAAAAAGGCAUACUUGGCUCCUCCCACACAGAUGGCGCCAGAUCGAGGCGAAGUCACUGCGUCCAAACAGAGGAGGAGAGUUUUACCUGCGUGGAUGAUGGCGGCUGCAGCAGGCUCCUCCUCCAGCCCAAAAGUUGAGAAGAAACAUAAAGCACCUGCAGCGGCUGCACCCAGCUCCAAACGAGCAGCAGCUAAAAAAGCCCCACCUGCAGAGGCAUCAUCACCUGAGGAGGCGGAGCUAAGUGAGGAGGAGGAGGAGCGGCCAAAGAAAAAGAGGAGGAAGGAGAGCAAAGGCGAGGAGAGGGCUGGUCCUAAAACAGAUGCUCCUUCAGAACGGCCCGCUCUUCAGGCUAAAUCCAGCAGAUGUGAGGUCAGCGAUGAGUCUGAUAGCUUCCCCAUGGAUGUAGAGGAGGAGGGAAGAGGAGGAGAGACGUCUACAGCUGACAUAAACACCACAGCUCAAACGAGUGCGGUCAGUCAGGCUGACAAAGAGGACAAGAAGUUAAAAAACGGAGGACAGACGAGUAAAAAAGGAGAGUCUGUGGGGUCGAACAGCAGCCCUGCUCCGACCAAACCUCGCCGCAGGACGCCGUGUCCGUAUGGGAAGGACUGCUACAGGAAGAACCCGCUCCAUUUCCAGGAGAGCAGUCACCCCGGGGACACCGACUAUGAGGAAGAGGAGGAGGAGGAGGUGGACGAGGCAGACCUCCCAGAGUGCCCCUACGGCACCGACUGCUACAGGAAAAACCCUCUUCACAGGAAGGAAUACAAACACACACAGAAACCAGCCUCCACGAUGCGUACCCGCCCUAAAAAGCCCCCCGCUGACAACGAAGAUGAGGAGGAUGGCUCUGAGUACGAGGACAGCUUCAUCAAUGACGACAGCGAGGAGGAGGAGGAGGAGGAGGGAGGCGACGACUCCGACUACGUCCCGCCCGCCUCUGACGACAGCGAGAAGGAGGACAUCAGACGGCUGCAGAGAGAGGCGCAGGCCUUCCUCAAGAAGAAGAAGUAGACGCCGCUCCUUCUUUGUUUGUUUGGAGGUUUUUGGAGCAGCGGUGGCGACCUUGAACCAGAGCUGCAGGACUUGGUGGGGCUAAAUCAGGCUGAAGAUGAAGGAUUAAAGGUCUAGAAAACACUUCUCUGUUUGAUUGAUGAUCAUGGCCUGAAUUGUGUUGGGGAAGGAAAAUCUGGCCUUGAUUUAUCUGAUCAACAUCAGCACUUCUCAGGAACCUGAGUCUAGUCAGGAGAGGACGACAAACAUCCAACAAAAGGCUCUGAAGUCUGAGCCAAGCAGCCUCCACACGGCUUUACUCAGACUGUUGAUAUUCAGAGUGUCACAGCUCUGCGUGGCUUUAAGGUCAAACAUCCAGCCCUGACACUUUUUCCACUUUUCCACUUUUUAAUCAACUCUACAUAGAGGAGGAAACUUUUAUCAGCAGUGCAUGUGCUGCAGAAGCCCUCAGAUGUGAUUUUACCAGUUUAGACAGCUUAGGGAUGCACGAUAUUAUCCACCUGAUAUCAGCAGAUAUGAGGAUUUCUGCUGCUAUUUACAACUGAGCUCUUGGCUAUAAAAAUCUGCCUGUUAGGUGUGAAUAUCAGCCAUACAAGCAAAGACAUUAGUAGAGUUUAAAUCUGGACCAACAGACCUACUUCAGCUUUAUCCAUCAUCAUUCCUACACUGUAAAGUCUAUUUAUAGCAGUGGUUCUCUAUGUGGGGGUCGGGACCCCCCGGCUUAGCCCUGCUCGGCUCAGCAUGGCAGCCUAGCCUACAGGGGAUUUGCUUUUCCACCACAACCAAGCUUCAUGUUGGAGGGAGCGUCUAGAGCAGGGGUGUCAAGCUCCUGACUUUUUAUCUAAUUAUUUUAACUUUUUCUUAUUUGUAUGACAGAGCAAGGAUAUUUUAAAUCAUCAGGGUUAGGUUUACAUUUUUAAACUGGAG
This is a messenger RNA of Cheilinus undulatus (humphead wrasse), 2632 nucleotides long. RefSeq names its product aprataxin and PNKP like factor (gene aplf). Gene Ontology annotation, biological process: double-strand break repair. The coding region runs from base 176 to 1705 and encodes 509 amino acids. The transcript has 11 exons. The record is from RefSeq and is a predicted model, not a curated record. Lineage: Eukaryota; Metazoa; Chordata; Actinopteri; Labriformes; Labridae. Gene Ontology annotation, cellular component: site of double-strand break; nucleus. Gene Ontology annotation, molecular function: 3'-5' exonuclease activity; DNA-(apurinic or apyrimidinic site) endonuclease activity; protein binding.